UUGGUCAUGUCUCAGGAAGGAAGUCUGAGAAGUGUGAGAAAAUCUCACUCAUUACUUGAGACGCUGUGGGAGACAGGCGUGAACGAACAUGCUUACGUUGCUGGAAGUCAAACACAGGAUGAUGACGGUUCAGUGUGAGGAACAGUCGAGGUCAUGCAGGCUCUGAAGAUGAUGAGUUGAAGAAGAUGGAGGGGCCAUGCGAUGCAGGAAAAACCCAGGGAGACUUAAAAGCCUCCUCCUUUCACAGCGUGAUUGGCAGCUUCACUCCCACAUUCUCGGCACAGACUGGCGGGAAUAUUGCAGCUCCUGUCUUCGUCGACUGUCAAUUUGGGAGCGUAACCAUAGACACAACAAUCAAAGGGUCCGCGAAUGAUAAACAUGGUUUUGAGGUUCCUGCACAUGAAAGUGAGUCAAAAAGGGCCCCAAACUACCACUGCAGUUCUUUGGGUGACGAGUGCCAGAAGAGGCUGAAAGCUCAUUUCAAAAGACUUUUCAGCCAUUUGAAUGAGAGUCUGUGCGGCACAACUGACAGAACCGCCCUCCACGAGAUCUACACCGAGCUCUUCAUCACUGAGGGGGAAAGCUGUGACGUCAACAAGGAGCAUGAAAUCAGGCAGAUCGAGGCAACAUCGAGGCGGGUGCACUUGGAGCCUGAGAAGUCCAUCCGCUGCAGCGACCUCUUUACAGACAGCCAGACUAGAACAGUGGUCACCAGGGGAGUGGCUGGCAUCGGGAAAACCGUUCUUGUUCACAAGUUCACGUUGGACUGGGCGGAGGAGAGAGCAAACCUCCACCUGAAGUUUGUCAUCCCGCUCUGUUUUCGGGAGCUGAAUCUGUUAAAGAAGGAAUGUAGUUUCGUGGACAUGGUUUCCUGCAUCUUCCCCGAAACCAAAGAAUCUGGAAUCUUUGAGAAUACGGACUUAUGCAAGGUCCUGAUCAUCCUGGAUGGCCUCGACGAGAGUUGUCUGCCUUUGGACUUUGAAAACGGUGAGAUCGUCUCUGAUGUGACCCAGCCAUCCACAGCAGCUUUGAUCCUGGUCAAUCUCAUCCGGGGGAAGAUGCUUCCAGAGACCAAGUUAUGGAUCACCACCCGCCCGGCGGCUUUCAGCCAAGUCCCGCAGGAGAGCAUUGAUCUUGUGACAGAGGUGAGGGGCUUCACCGAUGAGCAGAAGGUGAAGUACUUCCACCGUAAAAUUGCAGACAUGGACCUGGCAGACAGGAUUGUUGCUCAUGUGAAGUCUAUCAGGAGCCUUCACAUCAUGUGCCACAUACCGAUCUUCUGUUUGAUGGCUGCAAGGGUUCUGAAACAUAAAUUGACCACAGCAGAUGGUCAAAACACGCCCAGGACCCUCACACAGAUGUACAUACAUUUCCUGUCCAUUUACGUCAAUGGCGUGAGGAAGAGACCGUCUCUGAGGCGGGCAUCAACCUCAGAGAGUCUGAGAGAAAAUCUCAUCACGUUGGGUAAACUGGCCUUCGAAGGGCUGAAGAACGGUCAGAUGAUAUUCUACGAGCAAGACCUCAGUCGGAAUGGCAUUGAGGUAGCGCGUGCUUCAGCCCUGUCAGGCCUCUACACUCAGAUAUUCAAUGAGAAGAUGGUGCUGCUUGGCGAGAAGACAUUCUGCUUUGUGCAUUUAAGUAUCCAGGAGUUCUUUGCUGCACUAUAUGUUUUUCUCACCUUCCACAACGAGAACAAGAACGUGUUGGUGAAGAAGUCUUCAGUCAGAAGGCGCCUCAUGGGGCUCUCCAGGGACUCUUCAGAGAUCAUCCUCUACAAGGAAGCGGUGGAAAAGGCGUUGCACUGUGAGGAUGGCCGUUUUGAUCUCUUCCUUCGCUUCCUUUUGGGGUUAUCUCUGGAGGCCAACCAGGCGUUGCUGGAACCUCUGAUGGCCAGCAACAGAAGCAAACCAAAAACACGCUCGCAAGUCAUCGAGCACAUCAAGGGAAAGAUCCAUUCCAGUCCCUCCCCAGACCGAAGCCUCAACCUCCUUUACGGACUCAAUGAGAUGAAUGACCAGUCGCUGGAGGAGGAGAUCAAGAGCAUCAUCAAGGUGGGAAGUCUGAGCAGCACCUCGCUGUCUCCCACUCAGUGGGCUUCUUUGGUGUUUGUACUGCUGACAUCAACCAAGGAGCUGAGCGUGUUUGUGCUGAAGGACUACGGCAGGUCGGAGGAGGGUCUCCUGAAGCUGCUGCCGGUGCUCAAGACGGCCCAGGUGGCAAAGCUGGACGGCUGCCACCUCACUGCGUGCUGCUGUGAGCCUCUUGCCAGUAUCAUGGGCACUUCCAAGCUUCGAGAGCUGGACCUGAGUGACAACAUGCUGACCGAUGCAGGCUUCAAACGGCUGUCCGAAGGCAUGAAGGGCAGCCGACUGCAGACGCUGAGAUUGCGGAGCUGCGGCCUCUCAGAGACCAGCGCUGAUGAUUUGGCAGAACUUCUCCACACAGAGUUGUUUCAACUCAAGGUUUUGGACCUGAGUGACAACAACUUUCAGGACUUGGGUGUCAGAAAGCUCUCAGUCGGGCUCACGAGUCCUCACUGUAAACUAGAAGUGCUAGUUCUGUGUCUUUGUCGGGUGACAGAAGUGGGAUGCACAUUUUUAGCAUCUGCUCUGAACUCGGCCCGUCUCAGAGAACUGGACCUGAGCUACAACCACCCAGGGGAGUCAGGAGUGAGACUGCUGUCCACGCUGUGCGCUGACCCAUUGUGCUCGCUGGAGAAAUUCAGUUGUGAUGAGUGUAACGAAUCAAGAAUUCAUCCUGGUCCAAAGAUAUAUGCAACUCAACUUUCCCUGGACCCAGAUACAGCCCAUCCUGACAUUUCUUUGGCUGAGGGAUACAGAAAAGCCUCACGGGGUGUUACACAGCCAUAUCCACACAGUCCACAGAGGUUUGACUUUUACACCCAGGUGUUGUGCAGGGAGGAACUGGCCCGACGCUGCUAUUGGGAGAUCAAGUGGUGUGGACGAGUGCUCAUUGCUGUAGCCUACAGGAAGAUGAGCCGCGAAGGAGAAGGUCAUGAUGCUUGGCUGGGACAGAACGACGACUCCUGGGCUCUGAGCUGUCACGAAGGCGGCUACAAGACCUUCCACAAUGGCGCCAGCACUGCAUUGACCGUCAACCCUCAUAGUGAUAAAAUAGGAGUCUUCCUGGACUGGCAUGCAGGUGCACUGUCCUUCUUUGAGGUCCGCGGAGACACACUGACUCUCCUCGCUACCUUAAAUGCCAACUUCACUGAGCCAGUCUACCCUGGAUUUAGGCUCGGCUGGGUGGACUCCACGGUUCAGCUGUGCUAAUUCGACAUCUAAUACGUGUACCUCAAAUGAUAACACAAGAGAAAGUGUCAUCAACAUCAGGGUGGAAGUGCUCCAGUGAUGAGCAAGGCCUUUGCUAUAUAAUGCGCGGAAGUGAGGUUUUUAAACCUUCUCUCCAUCAGCGCAAUCUCACUCAGUCUGCAUGUUUUGGUAAUGACAUCCACUCCACUCAUGACAUGACAUGUUUUGAUAUAUUUGGUAAAGUAAUAUGGUAGCUUUUGGCAGAUGUUUGAAUUCCUUCAUUCAAUUACAAAAACUGAAAUAUACUUUCCAAUUCAAUCGUAAUCCUAACCUGUGAUUUUCUUCACUGAUAGCUUUUGCUAUUAUGUCAUGUAUCACUGCACACAUGGAUUCAUUGUGAAAUGUGAAGUCUUUUCUAAGUGCAUCAGGCCGCCUUUUUAAUAUGUAAAUAAA
Molecule: messenger RNA, 3725 nt
Organism: Synchiropus splendidus (mandarinfish)
Lineage: Eukaryota; Metazoa; Chordata; Actinopteri; Syngnathiformes; Callionymidae
Product: NLR family CARD domain-containing protein 3-like
Exons: 8
Coding region: 186-3293 (1035 amino acids)
Molecular function (GO): protein binding
Source: RefSeq, a predicted model, not a curated record